This is a messenger RNA of Arctia plantaginis, 1149 nucleotides long. The record is from the annotation of a GenBank genome assembly. NCBI's taxonomy places the organism in Eukaryota, Metazoa, Arthropoda, Insecta, Lepidoptera, Erebidae.
AUGUUUAUCUUUUGUGACGUCACUCAGCAAUGGCUCCGAGGAGGUUAUAACCGGAAUGUUGGCACCGUUUCUGGGUACCCUGUUAUCUUGCGCACACAAUAUCGUACGAGCGAUGUGAUAACAGCUGAUACUGUUUUUGGGACGCGGCCGGUUCACGCCGCGUGCGUUAGUAAGACGUGGUCACGCGCCGCGAGCAGACACAUCCACGUCCACGCGCGCCGUUUGCGUAUCGGCCCCUCGCCACGCAUCUCACACCCACCCGCCGCCAUCAUGAGCAAGCGGAACGACCACUUCACCGUUAACCCUUCAAUUUUACGUAUCUCCGACGAUAAAACCUUGCAGCUUGUUCUAGAAUGUGAAAAACAAGAAUGUUUAUGGAAUACUCAUUUGGUUGACUACCCGAAUAAAGAGGAACGGCUGUGGGCAUAUGAAGUCAUAGCUGAGAGGUUAGAUAUACCGAAUUUCACAUCUCGCCAUGUUAUGACUAAGUUCAAAAACUUAAGAAAUUCUUAUUGCCAGGAGUUGAAGAAGAUAGCAGCAGACGAGAAGUACAAACCUAAAGUAAUGUGGUUCGCGCAUAUGGACAAGUAUCUCCGACCCCACUUGCAGAAGAUAAAGUCUUACACGGAGAAAACAAAGUUAUUACAAAAGACAACUGACGAAGGUAAAAAUCACGUAGACAGUGAUGAGCAGAUAGAGAGCAAAGAUUGGACCAUUGAACAUACAUUACAAAGUGAUGGUUCCUGUUCCAACCAAUCAACACAAUACAGAAAUGAAGGCGUAGAUAGAUUAAAUGCCCAAGAAAAGUUUUCAAAGAAGAGAAAAUUUUCAGAAGAGUCAAUCAACGACAGGAGUAAAAUAAAAAAUUGUUACAUUGAUACUGAGGACAGUUCAAAUGAGUGUCUGGAAGGUGAAGACCCUUUAACGGGAGUGAGUACGAAAAUACUUGAAAUAGAAGAAAUGCCAUCAACAGCCCAGUUAACUCCAUCUCGAGAGGUUGAACAUUACGAAGCCUUCGGUACUUAUAUAGCUUCAUUGCUGAAGUCUUUGCCGCCGAAGAAGGCUUUACUGCUACAGCCGAAAAUCGUCAACAUGAUAGUGUCAGUUGGCGUGGAGGAUCUCAGUGAUGGUGAAUUCGAUCUUCAUUAA